Rotaria socialis is the source of this 303-nucleotide messenger RNA. The record is from the annotation of a GenBank genome assembly. NCBI's taxonomy places the organism in Eukaryota, Metazoa, Rotifera, Eurotatoria, Philodinida, Philodinidae.
AUGCCUUUAUACCGUCUUGAUGCUUCAUUUAAUUCAUUGGCAAUCACUUCAAAAUCAUCAGUACCAACAAAAGCAACAACAAUAACAACAGCUACUUAUCAUCGCUUGCUAGAUGUUGAUUCUCAUCGUUUAUCUAUAGGUAAUGCAGCCAACAUAAAUGUGACUGGUGUCAGUAAUCAUCAGCGUCGUACAUCGAUUGUCAAUCAUCAUCAACGUCGAAAUUCUCAAUUACGCAAAGCAAGUUUUACUACUUCAACAUUGGUAUGUGCACAGUAUAUAAUAAUUCUUCUUGUCGAGUAUUGA